UUGCUCUCUCCUGGACAGGCCCGCCUGUAGCUGUCGGGCCUGGGGGACCUUGGGCAAGCAAGUUCCACCACGCGACAAUGGCUGGCCACGGGCAAUCGCCUUGCCCACCCUGAUAUCUCUGAUCUCGCAUCGCGGAAGUAGCAGCGCCAUCCCCCGUCUCCGGGGCCUAUCUUCAGUCCGGCCUGAACUCCGUGUCAGCGGGCCGAAGCCCUUCGGCCCAAAGACAGCCAGCUAGGCCAGGCCAGCCCAUGGCUCUGUGCCGUGCCAGGGUCAACCAUGUCGAAAUCAUGACAAGGUGCCAAAAUCUGAUUCCUCAUCAAUGGAGAAUUGGAGACAUCACGCGGUGUCUCCCUCUCACUCUCUCUCUCUUAUUUUUUCCUCUUUGAUAUGGACGGCUCUUGGACGGCCCCUCUUCUUCUCGGCCGAGAGGGCAAUUUCGCAAGAGAAAAGUCACACCUCUCUCUCUUCUCCCGUGUGCCGGGGCGACGCUAGUAAAUCCAAGGACCAGCCAGGCCCAGGCACAAAACGGCCGCCACGGAUUUCCGCGCCCAGAAGUUCCACAAAAGCAAGAAAUUCGUUCGAGAUAAUUUAGCAAAAAAGAAAACGCCGGCCGCCGGCCGCCGGCGCGCGGCGCUAGAAUCUAAUAAAUCCCAACGGCGUUUCUCCCGCCACUCUCACUCUCACUCGCC
Microdochium trichocladiopsis is the source of this 689-nucleotide messenger RNA. RefSeq lists its product as uncharacterized. Lineage: Eukaryota; Fungi; Ascomycota; Sordariomycetes; Xylariales; Microdochiaceae. The transcript is spliced from 2 exons. The record is from RefSeq and is a predicted model, not a curated record. The annotation marks the transcript as partial.